Molecule: messenger RNA, 3294 nt
Organism: Xiphophorus hellerii (green swordtail)
Lineage: Eukaryota; Metazoa; Chordata; Actinopteri; Cyprinodontiformes; Poeciliidae
Gene: itfg1
Product: integrin alpha FG-GAP repeat containing 1
Exons: 18
Coding region: 41-1840 (599 amino acids)
Cellular component (GO): plasma membrane
Source: RefSeq, a predicted model, not a curated record
CUUCCAGCCGUAAAGCGGUGUGCCGUAUUCCGGUUGGUGGAUGUUGUGGAGCUGCACUUGUACCAGGAUGCGGAUGUUUACAUUAAAGACCUUUUUAAUAACGUUUUUGUUACUUUUAUUGGAACAACGAGGCAUCUUUGCUCUUCAAGAUGUAACUGUGGAGCUGUUCGGGACCAACAAGUAUGGGACGGUGGCGGCGUUUGGUGACUUCAACUCGGAUAAACAGACUGACAUCUUUGUCAUCAGAGAGCAAUCUGAGGUAGUGAUUUUCUUGGCUGACUCCAAGUCUCCUUACUUCAAGCCCAAAGUUAACAUCACCAAGGGCAUGUUGCCAGGGGACAAAACUAUCACCAGUGUUGUUCCUGGAGAUUAUGAUGGAGACUCUCAGAUGGAUGUCCUUCUGACAACUCAGGACAAAUCUUCAAAUACAUCAGUUUUCAUUUUCUGGGGAAACAACCACACAUUAGAAAUCUCUAAGCGGUAUACCCUGAAUUUCACCUUAACAGAUCAGCCUCUUGUUAUGGAUUUCAAUGGCGACAUGAUUCCAGAUGUCUUCGGGGUGACCACGCCUCCCCAAACUGUAGUCUGUUAUCUUACCAAAAGGAUUCAAGAGUGCAGGAAUGAUUUUAAUAAAUCAAUCAGAAUGCGCACUCCUCACUCUAAUGCUUUCAUUGACCUCGACAAGGACUUCACUGCUGAUUUGUUCCUGACGACUGAAGAUGGGAACUUUGAGACUUGGCUAAAUAAGGACGGGGCCUUCGCCAAGGGGGAAGUCGUCUCAAGUCCAGCAAAAAAAAUCGGGCAGUCCUCCUUUGUCGACUUUGAUGGAGAUGGCUAUCAGGAUCACCUUCUCCCCGCUUGUUUGGAUGAAGCCUGUCAGAAGAGUGUCAUCUACAUCGCCAAGCAGAGUACAGAAGAGUGGGUGGAGGUCCUGUCCGAUUUCAAGCAAAGGGACACUGUUUGGGGCUUUGUACCAGGAGACGCCAUCCAUCCACUGGUCCUGCAUCUCGGUGACUACAACCUGGACGGCUUCCCUGAUGCGCUAGUGAUCCUCCGCAACACCAGUGGCAGUGAUCAGCGGGCCUUCCUGUUGGAGAACGCUCCCUGUAACGCCCCCAACUGCAGCAGCGUGGGACGAAUGUUCCGCAUCCACUGGGACCAAACGGACCUGGGAGCGAUCCAGAAGGCCGUCAUGGCUACUUUCUUUGACAUCUAUGAGGACGGAAUAUUAGACAUGCUCAUCCUGAGCGAGGCAGAGGGCAAAAGCGACUUAAUGAUCCACGCAUUGAAGAACAAUUUUGAAGCUGAUGCCUAUUUUGUUAAAGUGAUGGUGCUCAGCGGCCUCUGCUCUAACGCCUGUCCUGACGAUGUCAAGCCGUUUGGUGUGAAUCAGCCAGGCCCUUAUGUCAUGUACACCACAGCGGACUCUAAUGGCUACUUGAAAAAUGCCUCAGCUGGUCAGCUGAGCCAGUCGGCUCAUUUCUCCCUGCAGCUGCCCUACACUGUGCUGGGCCUCGGACGCAGCGCCAACUUUCUGGACCACCUCUUCGUUGGCAUUCCCAGGAAGCCUGGAGAAACGGAGACGAGGAAACAUGAGUGGACAGCCAUCAUUCCCAACUCUCAGCUCAUAGUCAUUCCCUUCCCACACAAUACUCCCCGCAGAUGGAGAGCAAAGUUGUACCUCACUCCUAGCAACAGCGUCCUGCUGACGGCCAUCGCGCUGAUCGGCGUGUGCGUCUUCAUCCUUGUGAUUAUCGGCAUCCUCCACUGGAAAGAGAAGAAAGCAGACGACCGAGAGAAAAGGCAGGAAGCCCACCGUUUCCAUUUUGACGCCAUGUGAAGGAGCAGCGCUGCGCCACGGGAACGCCUGACCCCUGACCCCCCUCCUCAUCCAGACGCUCAGUUUGACCCACACUCAUUUCAGGGGCCAAUAAAUUGAUACUCGUGCCCUAAAGCGUUUCUUUUUUCUUUUUUAUAUCCUUUUCAGUCAAUGAGUCGGAUGUGAAAUAUUUAUGUUCCAUUUGAUUUAUUCAUUCCGGUGUUAGAAGCACGUCCUGACGGGGAGCACUGUGGAGGUUUAAAGCAGCGGCUUCUCGGGACGGACUCAACAGAGAUUUGUGUUUGCACGUAACUCCACAUCUGCUUGUUGCUAUGGUUUUUAUUUAAGUAAAACUUCCAUUAAAGGUUAGCAUCUGUUGGGUCAAGUGUUGAAAGUGGGUAAUGUUAACUUGAAAUCCAUGUCAUUUCUUAUCAUUUUUGUAGUUUUUUUUGUUUUUUCCUCUUCUGGCUUUUUCCUGUGAAUUUGAACAGAUUCACCAGAAGCUGAAUGGAAAAUGAAUAGAAGUGGACCGGUACAAGUCGAAGCUUUGCUUGACUGCAAAUUCAGAUUUUCCCCAGCUGAUUGUAUCAAAGCUUAUCACAGAAGUAAAAAAUAAAAAUAAAAGUAUCUGCAACACUUCUGCACCGGGCUGAGGGAACAGUCUGAACACUGUCGGUCCUGCUGAGCCAAGCCCAGUUUACUGUGAUAGGAACUGGAUUCUUCUGUCUUCUUAAAGCUGAAGCAAAAAUAUGUUGAUUUUUUUUCCAUAUUUAUUAAAACUGCCAUCAUGUUGUGACAGUUUUGUAUGAGAGAAAUAAUCUGUGAAAAAAUUGUGCUCCUCCACUUCUUUGGUGUUCUGCUAUCAUGGUCUGCAAAAAUGCUCCGCCCCUUAUCAAAAACAAAAAAUCAGAGCCAGGAGGAGGGCUUAGCGCUGUCAAUCAUCCUCAUGUACUUGCUGCUCAAUAUGUUAAUGGUGGACAAACAGAAAAACUAUUUCUCCAAUCAUUGGUAGCUAUGCUAACUGUUGGGGUGAGCCUGCUGUAUCUGAAGUGAUUGACAGCACUAAGACCCUCCUCCUGUCUCUGAUUGGUUCUUUCUGACUGGGUGGCGUAUUUCUGUUGUCAGUUCUGGGAGAAGGCAGAGGUGAAAAUAAUCUUUUUCACAGAUUAUUUGUCUUACAUUUCUGUCACCACAUAAUGAUGUUUUAACAAAACAUAUGUUUUUGUAAAAGUCACAUACUUCAGCUUCCAAACCUUGAUUGAGCCACGCCCUCCGACUCGCCAUGUUAUUUAUUUUUUUUCCACCGAUGAGCUACACGCCGUCGAUGUUUGCACUUUCUAAGCUAAUUAUUAAUCGUGGGUGUGUUUUACUGUAAUUGAUUAUGCAUCGUGAAUUCUGCUUGCAAAUGAAUGUUCAGGCAUCUAACCGUGUUUAGCUUACAUGUUGGCUGAGAAUAAAGGUUUCUUCUCGUGUCA